Molecule: messenger RNA, 1113 nt
Organism: Fusarium subglutinans
Lineage: Eukaryota; Fungi; Ascomycota; Sordariomycetes; Hypocreales; Nectriaceae
Product: FAD dependent oxidoreductase
Exons: 1
Coding region: 1-1113 (370 amino acids)
Molecular function (GO): oxidoreductase activity
Source: RefSeq, a predicted model, not a curated record
AUGCCGAACCUCGAGAAGGAACUUCACAACGGGAAUGGCAAUGGUAUCAAUGGAACCACAAAAAUAGAAAAAGACGACUGCGUCAACCCCCACAGUCUUGGCAUCAUCGGUGGUGGAUGGUAUGGCUGUCACAUUGCGGCAUCCCUUCGCGCUCUCGGCUUUCGCGUCAAAUUGUUCGAGCAGCAUAAGCGACUGCUACAUGAAGCAUCUGGCAACAACCAGUUCAGGCUGCAUAUGGGCUUCCACUAUGCCCGUCACAGUGGUACACGUCUUCAGUCCAGAGAUGGCUUUCUACGUUUCGUCGAGCAUUACCCCGAACUCAGCCGCGUUGUGCCCUGCAAUAUCUAUGCUGUACCCACUCAAGAUUCCCUGCUUGAUUACAAUACCUACAAGGCCAUCAUGGCCUCGAGCGGCGUAGCAUUCACCGAAGGGGCACCUCCGGGUAUCCAUAUCACUAACGUUGACGGCAUCAUGUGUGUGCCGGAGAGGGUUUUGCUGCUGAGCAAAGCCCGUGCUUACUUUGAAGCGGCACUCAAGGGUGCCCUUGAGCUUGGGCAAAAAGUUUCGAGCAUCCAAGAGGUGGACGAUGGCGUCUUGAUCGACGGUGAAAGCUUUGACUACGUGGUGGAUGCAACGUGGGGGCAUUACAUGGACCUGGACCUGCAGGUGAUAUACGAGGCGACCUUGUUGCUCUACUACGAGGGGCCUCCUGAGUUUCCGGCUGUGACCUUGGUCGAUGGUCCCCUAGCUUCCGUCUACCCCACUGAAGUGCCGGGGUUAUUCACCUUGUCUAGCGUCCCCCACACGCCUCUCGGACAAUUCAAGACUGCAGCAGAAGCUCGGGCGGCACGGGACGACGUUAGCCCCGCAACCAUAUCAGCCAAGCGGGCGCUUAUGGAGGAACAGAUUAUGCACUACCUCCCCACGUUCCUCGAGACGUUCCGUUACAUUGGACCACAGCUUGCCGUCAAGACCAAGCCGCUAGGGGCUUAUGAUGACCGCAGCUGUCGAGUCUCGCGUCACGGCCGAGUGUUUUCUGUCAUGUCGGGAAAGAUUGACACCAUCUUUUUUGCCCACGAGCGAAUCCUCUCGCUGAUCGACGAUGAGAGUUGA